Molecule: messenger RNA, 2730 nt
Organism: Stylophora pistillata
Lineage: Eukaryota; Metazoa; Cnidaria; Anthozoa; Scleractinia; Pocilloporidae
Product: DDB1- and CUL4-associated factor 4
Cellular component (GO): Cul4-RING E3 ubiquitin ligase complex
Molecular function (GO): protein binding
Source: RefSeq, a predicted model, not a curated record
UCACAAUUUAAGAUGGUGGAACGAUUAUGCGUUGCAACGGUUUCCGUGUAGCAAAAGCAUUUUUUUCCCUUCUGAUUACGAUCUAAACUGAAUGGGAAAUUUUCCUUUUGUGGAUAGGACCAUAUAUGUUUUUUGGAUGAGUUUUCGUGUGGUUUAAAAUGGAUCAAAACGAAUUUUCCGUACCAAGACGCGAUGCAUGUGGUCGACAUAGAGCAACGCAGAGGAGCAAGAGUAUGACUCUUCGUAGAAGAAACUUUUCUAAUCCACCUGAAGGGAGAUCAAAAUCCCUCCAACUCAACAUAAAAAUGAUGAACUUAAACAAAUUCCGGAGGCGAAAAGGGCCGGCUUGGUCAAGGGGAGAACAGAAAAAAGCUGGGGUUUCAAAUUCAGGAAGCAGUAAAAGUUGUAUGGUGGAAACAGCUGAUUCAAGUAAACCUCAGAACUCUGAAGUUCGAGAAAUUCCAGGGUUUUAUUACGAUGCAGAGAAGAAGCGCUAUUUUAAAAUCACCAAAGAUCAUCCAGUUCCAGGAAAAAAUUUUGUGUUAUGCCAGUGUGGAGGAUAUAAGUACAUCUCAUCCAAAAAUCAGAGAAAAAUAAUACCUGGUGAUAUUAAGGUUACCAAAAAACCAUCAAGAAUUUCUAUAGUAAAUAGCCUCCAUGAUAGGGAGUACACUCGUUGCUCACAAACAAGCAGUAGGAAUCUAUUUGAAAAGCUUACUUGUCUGUUAAAAAUAAGGCAAAGACUAAAGUUGGAUCCUUGUGUAGAUCACUACUUAGAACUGGAUCAGUUUGCAGUAUCACGGAUAGAGCCUGAUGCUUGUCAUGAGAGGAUACUAACACUGUAUGAGACCAAACCCACAGGGAACCAAGCAGUACAAUUUCAUGAUUUAAAAAAGGACAAAAACAAUAAUUUUGAAGUAGUGCACAAAAUGGCAAUGAUGAAAAACCAGAAAAUAACAGGUCUUCUUUGGAGUCCACAUGAACAAACAAAGAACACAUACAUAUUAUCUUUACUUGGUCAUGGAAACAUGUCUGGUGAAACCAUGGUUUUUACAGUGGAAGGUGCUUCGCAACGAAUAGUUGGUAGAACUUCUGUACAAGGGAACUCAGUGUGGACUAAUGCAUGGAACAGAAACCCUCUCUAUAGUAAUAUAAUCAGUAUUGGAGCAAGUAAGGUAGCUUUAACAUUUGAUGUGUCCACCAAGAGACGUGUAAUACAUACCAAGUGUGAAAGUGCAGUAUUUGCUCAGGAAUUUUCAUGGAGUCAUCCUCUUCUUUACAAUGGCUCACGCGAUGGCUGCAUACGUACAUGUGAUGUGCGUCUGAUUGGUGCCAACUGGCCAGUAAUGUGUCUAAACCAAGGAAAGCUGGCAUCAAUCACAUGCCUACGGGUUUUGCAUGAUGAGAACUACUUAUUGGCCAGUGGUCUAGAUGGAUCGCUGAAGUUGUGGGACAUAAGGGCAAGGGCCUGUGUACGAGACUAUGAAGGGCACAUCAAUGAGAUCACACAUGGGCUACGCUUCCAUGUGGACCCCACUGACUCAUUGAUUUUCGCUGCAGGAAAAGAUUCAGUGACACGCAUCUGGAGUGUUGGAAGUGGUAAACUUCUUCACACAAUUCCAUUUCCUGACAAUGUGGACAAAUCUUUCAGCCCCAUCCCAGCUUUGUCCUACUCAGAUGAAUGGGGUGGUAAGGGUGGCAUGUCAGGUCUCAUGUAUGGUGCUGGAGAUUCAGUUUAUUCAUACUCAUACUGAAGAGUUUGGAGAGUCAGACUUCUAUGAUAUUUGUUACUCAAAAGGUUAAUGGCAGAGUGGAUAAAUGGCAGGGAGGUCUCUGCUUUCUUCUGAUCAGUGGAGAGGUACAUUUGGUUAAAUGUUUGUCCUUUAAAGAAAAAAGGUGACAGAGAACAAUUUUUGACAAAUAGAAGACAUGUAGAUUGGGAACUCCAUCUGACAUUGACUGCAUGACAAAUGAGUUUAAAAAAAGGUAUCUGCUUUGGUGAAGUGUGUGUCCUUCAAAAAGAAAAGGUGAGAGAGAACAUUUUUGCAACAUAAUGGAAACCUUCGAUUGUAGGAUGCCUGUUUCAGAAACAGGUCAAAUCGAUAGAAUUUAAUGUAUGGCUUCAUCCAUAAGUGAACAUAAGCUAGGAUAAAGUAAGAUAUCAAAUACCAUAAAUUACAGUGAAAUUGAAAUCAGUAAACCUUGCAUUUGAUAAAGAAAUUCAUCAGUGUGGAAUAUCUCUGGCUACCACCUAUGAAAGUCUGUUGGAAGUUGAAAGGCCCAAUGGUCAGCAUAAUGGAAUUAAGGUCGAAAGGUUAGGGGUCAAGCCCUGGUGGGGUCAACCCAGAGAGAGAGGUGGUUUAUAAUAAUAAUAAUAAUAAUAAUAAUAAUAAAUAAUAAUAAUAAUAAUAAUAAUAAUGAUAAUAAUAAUAACCAUUACGGUUACGGUUACAGUUAAGGUUUUUUUACGGUUACGGUUUUUGCCCUGUGCUGCCUGAUUAGAAUGUAGCAUUCAGUUGAUUUCUCUGUGACAUAAUAAUAAUAUCAUUUAUUCAAAUGUCUUGCAGAGAAUGCUGAACUACAGGUUUAUAAUAACAAGAAUUAUAGGAGRAAAAAGGGGGAAAACUGUACAAGAUGCUUUAAACUACAUACAAGUAAAAACAGCAUGUACAUAAAAAUGAUAAUACUAAAAUGAUAAUGUUUAUUAUUAAAAAAAAACGAGUAUGAUUA